Messenger RNA from Lingula anatina, 7486 nucleotides. Its product is annotated as ubiquitin carboxyl-terminal hydrolase 9X-like. Gene Ontology annotation, molecular function: cysteine-type deubiquitinase activity. Gene Ontology annotation, cellular component: nucleus; cytosol. The record is from RefSeq and is a predicted model, not a curated record. Lineage: Eukaryota; Metazoa; Brachiopoda; Lingulata; Lingulida; Lingulidae. Gene Ontology annotation, biological process: protein deubiquitination; cell migration.
AUGAACUACUUUUACGUAGGUCACUUGUUUACUUCCUAAAAAAUUGAGCUACUGCUUGUCAAACAAGAAACCAAUGGUAAUUGCAAGCAAGAGAGACCAAAAGAAAGCUGAUAAGGACUGGAAAGUCUGCAUUUCAGGGUGCCACAGAUAGAUACAUAGAAGCUACAGUAGAAUACACACACGCACAGUGUCUCAAACAACAUUAACAGUGGCAGACAUGGCACAGGAUGGUAGCAUGCAGCAGCAACAACAGCAGCAGCAGCCACAACAAGGAAGCACUGAUGGACAGUCUGGUAACAACCAACAGCAGCAGGAACAGCAGCAGCAACAGCAGCAGCAACAACAACAGGAUACUGAAGAGACAGAGAAACCUGGUGCACAACAGCCUGUAGAGCAUGAUGAAACAGGGAAUGGGGAUGCCCCAGUUGAGCUGGCAGAGGGAGAGGAGCCCGACUUCCCAAUAGCUGAGCUGGCCCGCCUGGAUGAGAUGAUCAAUCGUCCGCGCUGGGUGGUACCCGUCCUGCCCAAGGGGGAGCUGGAGGUCCUCUUGGAGGCUGCCUUGGACCUGUGCAAGAAGGAGCUGGACACGAGAAGCGAGGCCUGCCAGAGGUUCUUCAGGGAAGGCCUGACCAUCUCUUUCACCAAGAUCCUCACUGAUGACGCUGUCAGUGGAUGGAAAUAUGAAAUACAUAAAUGCAUCAUGAAGAACUCAGAGCGUCUGGUUGAGCUGUGUGUUAGCAAACUGGCACAGGACUGGUUCCCUCUCUUAGAGCUACUAGCCAUGGCUCUGAACCCUACUUCUAAGUUUCAUGUGUAUAACAGCACAAGACAAUCUGAGUCAGUUCCUGCUGGGUCCACACCAGCUGAGGAUGAGCUGUAUGCUAGGCCUCCAGAUCCAAGAACUCCCAGGGGCUGGUUGGUUGAUCUGGUCAACAAAUUUGGGCAGUUGAAUGGAUUUCAAAUCCUGCUAGAUAGAUUUACUAAAGGUCCUCAACUGACAGUACCUGUGAUUGCUGCUUUGAUAAGGCCAUUUGGACUGUGUUUUGAAGUCCUCACCCCACAGACAGUAGAGAAGUAUUUCAUGCCUGUUGUGGAAAUUGUCCCAAAGUUCUUAGAAAAUCUAACAGAUGAAGAAUUGAAAAAGGAAUCUAAAUCAGAAGCCAAAAAUGAUGCUUUGUCAGGGAUUAUCAAGGCUUUGAAGUGUCUCAUGUCCAGGAUUCCCAACCAGGAAGAAACUGUCAAAAAUCUAGAGAUUUUCAGGUUAAAAAUGAUACUAAGGUUGCUGCAGAUCUCGUCUUUCAAUGGCAAGAUGAAUGCUCUGAAUGAAGUGAACAAGGUGAUCACUAGCGUAUCCUACUACACACACCGCCAUGCUCAGAUGGAGGAGGACGAGUGGCUCACAGCAGAAAAGAUGGCGGAGUGGAUUCAGGAGAACAAAGUUUUAGACAUAGUGUUGAGGGACAGCCUGCACCAGCCCCAGUAUGUGGAGAAACUGGAGAAGAUCCUUCGCUUCAUGAUCAAAGAGAAAGCUUUGACGCUGGAGGACUUGGACAAGUUAUGGGAGGCACAGGCUGGCAAACAUGAUGCCAUAGUGAAGAAUGUCCACGACUUACUGGCCAAGUUAGCCUGGGAUUUCUCCCCAGACCAGUUGGACCAUCUGUUUGAGUGCUUUCAGGGGAGCUGGGCACACGCCUCCAAGAAACAAAGAGAAAAGCUGCUGGAGCUGAUCCGCCGUCUGGCAGAGGACGACAAAGAGGGCGUCAUGGCAAACAAGGUGCUUGGCCUCCUCUGGAACCUUGCUCACAGCGAGGACGUCCCCACGGACAUCAUGGACCAGGCCCUGAAUGCCCACAUCAAGAUCCUAGACUAUAGCUGCUCGCAGGACAGAGAUGCACAGAAGAUGCAGUGGAUCACAGCCUUCGUGGAUGAGCUGAGGAAUGAUAAGUGGGUGCUCCCUGCCUUGAAGCAGAUCAGGGAGAUUUGUCAGUUGUUUACAGAGCAACCCCAGAAUUUCACUCACCCACAGAGGACGCCACAUGUCUUCUACAGGAACAAUGUGAUAGGCCAACUCCAGAACACUCACUCCAUAGUAAUGCUGGUGGCACAGAACCUCACUUUGUAUAUGAAGAAGGCCAGGGUUUAUGCUAAAGAGCACCCAGAAAUUCAACCUGAAGAUAUAUUACCAGAUGGACGUUUUAAUCAUAUACAGCAAGUACAAGAAAGGCUCAAGUUUUUAAGGUUUUUGUUAAAAGAUGGGCAGCUGUGGCUGUGUGAGCCCCAGGCCAAGCAGAUCUGGACCUGCUUAGCAGAGAAUGCCAUAUAUCUUAGUGAUAGAGAAGCCUGCUUCAAGUGGUUUUCUAAGUUAAUGGGCGAGGAGCCAGACCUUGACCCAGAAAUCACCAAAGAUUUUUUUGAGAACAAUAUACUUCAGUUAGAGCCCCCACUACUUACAGAGAAUGGAAUGAAUUGUUUUGAUAGGUUCUUCAAAGCGGUCAAUGCCAAAGAGUCUAAGCUAAUGGCCAAACGUCGCGGAGGUUAUGUGAUGGACGACAUAGAGUUAAUAGGACUGGAUUAUUUAUGGAGGGUAGUAAUAUAUGGCAGUGAAGAAGUAGCAGAGAAAGCCGUAGCCCUGAUGAGAGAAGUCUAUACAAACCUAGGUCCUCACCUCCAGUCUAGCCAGCUGGCGAUCCACGAGGACUUCCUGUCUAUUUGUCGAGACAGGAUGAAGGCCAUGUAUGACACGGUGACAGCGCUGCAGAAGGACAAGGACAGUGUCAAGGUGGACCAGGAGUCCACGCGGAUCAUCCGGGUUAUGACGUUAUUGAGGGAGUAUAUACAAGAGUGUGAUGACACACAUGGCGAGGAGAGGGCGAUUUUACCUUUGAAUAGGGCUUGUCGCGGCAAACACAUAGGUAUCGUAGUGAGGUUUCCCAAUCAUGGCCGCCAGGUUGACGACAUGGAGGUGUGGUCACAUACUAAUGACACGAUUGGCUCAGUGAGGAGGCAGGUGUUACACAGGCUAAAAGCCAACAGUAGUAACCUGAAGUUAGACCUGUAUGUCAAUGGAGAGAUUCUGGACCCCACUGAAGACAGGAGACUGGUGUCACAGGUCCCAAUUAGGGAUAAAACGUUAAUCACAGCCAAGUUGUCUCAGAUGGGGACCAACAUGCCGUCUAGUCCUGAUAGCAGUAGUGAUAGCUCCACAGGGUCUCCACACACAGCAUAUGAUGGGCCCAAUCUGGAGGCAGAGCAACUCUUACCUGGAGUGAUCAUGUGCCAUACUGCCCACUAUGUACAGUUCUUGUUUCAACUCUCCGACUUGGGAAGCAAUCUGCAGAUCCCCAAACUACGCGACAGCGCACGUGCGUUACUAAAGAUCAUCCCUCCUGACAAACACAGCGUGGACAGGUUACGUGGUAUCUGUGAUCAGCAUGCGAAGCACGGCGCAGCCUCUCUUGCUCCAACACUAGAGUCUGUGUUCUUCUGUCAGUCACCAACACAAGUCUUGUAUUAUCUGGAGGUGGCGUACACAUUACUGAUGCCAGCCUCCAAUCCACUGUCAGAGGAAGCGUUCCAGUUCCAGGUGGACUUUAUCAAGAGCGGGGGUGUGGCCGCCACGCUGAACAUGCUGACAAAGAACAACUUCUUGUCAAAUGCUGACUUGCCAACGAAAAGGUCUGCCUUCCUCCCCAUCCUGAAGAUCUGUAAACUCUUGCUGACCACAGUGGGACAUGCCAUUGUGGGCGUGGUGGCGGAGGCGUGUCAGUCGGACUCUCCCACACAGAUCACAGCCAGUGAACACAGUCACGCUGUACUCAUACAGACAGCUCUCCACCACAUGCCUAACCCUGGCUCAGAGUACAUGUUGAGGAAUGUGGCAGCCAGGCUUGGGGCUUUUCUGAAGGAAGAGGCUGUGGGUACGAAGCCAGACCUAACCACUAUCAAGGCCCUGCAGAAGAUUGCCUGGGCAGCGUCCAGUGGCUGUGUCCAGCUGGUCAGUGCAACCAGUGAGGACAUACAUAAGGCUCAUGAGAAGGCUGAUAGCAGUAAGCAGGACCCUGAAGAUAUCAGUGUGUGUAAGGAGUCUCUGGAGUGUCUUACCAUCUCCCUGGCUCUGUGUCCCUCUGCCCUGGAGACCCUCAGUAAGGACAAGGCAUGGCAGUGCUUUAUAGUGGACCUACUACUACUCAGCAAGAGCAGGUCUGUGCGUGCUGCCUCCUGUGAGCAGUUAUACCUGAUAGCCUCCAAGUGCAGCAGUGGACACAGACCCUUGGUCUUUUUUGUCACCCUGCUGUUCACAGUCUUACAGAGUCAUGCUAAGGACUAUGCCAAACAAGCGCAUGAUUAUUUCCAGCUUCUUUGUAGGUUGCUGAAUUAUGCUUACACCCAGGCCCAAGCUCCACUGCCAAAUGCUGAGGUAUUGUUGAAUAAUGAGAUCCAGUGGCUGAAGAGAGUUAGGGAUGAGGUGUUAAAAACAGGGGAGGUCCCAGUGGAAGAGGCUCUCCUUGAAGGUCAUCUGGGGGUCACCAAGGAACUGAUUGCCUUUCAGCCUGUAGAGAAGAAAUAUAAUAUAGGAGCUGAAAAGGGAGGGGCUAAUCUCAUCAAGGAAAUAGUAGAAGACUUCAUUUUCCCUGCCUCCAAGAUAGUACUCCAGGUGAGAAAGUUGAACGGGGAGCUUCCCUCAGAACAAGCCAUUCCUGUGUGCUCUACCCCCCAGACUGUGAUUGCCGCCUUUGACCUGCUGGUCGCGCUGUGUACGGGCUGCGUGCAAAACCUGCGAAUGCUUGCAGAGAUGCUCACGGACAUGUAUUACUCAGGCCAUGAACCAGCCCUGACAGAGUGGGAGUACCUGCCUCCAGUAGGGCCACGGCCAUACAAAGGUUUUGUAGGCUUGAAGAAUGCUGGAGCCACAUGUUAUAUGAACUCUGUACUACAACAGUUAUUUAUGAUCGACCCCAUUAGACGAGGCAUUCUGGCCGUAGAGGGCGCUGUGGAGGAGUUGGAGGAAGAGGAGACAGAAGAGAAGCAUGACAAUGAGGUCACAUACUACAAUCAGAGUAACCAAGAAAGCAAUGAGGAGGAGAGGAAGGACGAGGAGAAGUCCCCAUCUAACAAGGAAGAUGACCGUAAGAGCUACCACCUGGGUGUGUGUAGACAGGUCCAGAUGAUCUUUGGUCAUCUAGCCUGCAGCAAACUACAAUAUUAUGUGCCCAGAGGGUUCUGGAAACAUUUCAAGCUGUGGGGAGAACCAGUUAACCUACGAGAGCAGCAUGAUGCAUUAGAAUUUUUCAACAGUUUAGUAGACAGUUUAGAUGAAGCUCUGAAGACAGAGGGACACCCUCCUAUACUGUCCAAGGUGCUGGGAGGCUCAUUUGCUGACCAGAAGAUCUGCAAAGAUUGUCCACAUAGGUAUUCUCGUGAGGAGUCGUUCACCACACUCAAUGUAGACAUUCGCAACCACACCAACUUACUGGAGUCCCUGGAGCAGUAUGUGAAGGGGGACCUGCUGGAGGGUGCCAAUGCCUACCACUGUGAAAAGUGUAAUAAAAAGGUUGACACUGUCAAGAGGCUGUGCAUUAAAAAACUACCCAGUAUAUUAGCCAUUCAGCUCAAACGGUUUGACUAUGACUGGGAGAGGGAAUGUGCAAUCAAGUUUAAUGAUUACUUUGAGUUCCCAAGGGAGUUUGACAUGGAUCCCUUCACAGUACUGGGGCUGGCAAAGAUAGAAGGUGAAAUGAUAGAGGAGGACAUCACAGACCUGACCAAGACACAGUGUACAAAGUACAGACUGAUUGGGGUGGUGGUCCACAGUGGACAGGCCAGUGGUGGUCACUACUACUCAUAUAUAUUACACAGGGCUGGCUCAGAGCAGGCUAAAUGGUACAAGUUUGAUGAUGGAGAGGUGACAGAGUGCAAGAUGGAGGAUGAUGAGGAAAUGAAGAACCAGUGUUUUGGUGGGGAAUAUCUGGGUGAAGUGUUUGACCACAUGUUGAAGAGAAUGUCAUAUAGGAGACAGAAGAGAUGGUGGAAUGCCUACAUAUUGAUAUAUGAGAGGAUGGACAUAUCAUAUACCUCCCACACUGACUUUGACAUGAGCAAGAGCAUGCAGGAUUUAACCAUAGAAAACAAGACCAACCAAGUGACCAUGCCUACUGCAAUAGAGCGGUGUGUAAGGAAACAGAAUAUCCAGUUCAUGCACAACAAGAACCAGUUCUGUGUGGAGUAUUUCCAGUUCAUGAAGAAACUGCUCACCUGUAACCACUUGUACCUAGCCCUGCCACCGGGGAUGGAGAAACUGUCUCCAGAAGCAGAAGAGUUAGCCAUGAUAAGCAUCCAGGUAGCCUCCAAGUUCCUGUUCAGUGUGGGCCUGCACACUAAGAAAACACUGAGGGGUCCAGCCACAGAGUGGUACGAUGCACUCAGUAUACAUCUCCGCCAUAGCAAGAAUGUGCGCAGCUGGUUUGCCCACAAUGUACUCUUUGCACACCCGUCAAGAUUUGCUGAAUAUCUCCUAGAAUGCCCUAGCUCAGAGGUUCGUAAUGCAUUUGUGAAGAUUUUAGUGUUUGUGUCCCACUUCUCUCUACAAGAUGGCUCCACUCCACCUCCACUCAUACAGGGACUGUAUGAAAAAUUAAAGCAGCAUGGUCAUCAUGAAAGCACAGAGCAUAAAGAAAGGAAAAGCACAGAGACCAAAGAAAAAGAAGGAAAAUCAGGGAAGACAGCAGUGAAACAGAAGGAUACAGCAUCAGUUAAAAAGACUUUGAAAGUGGAGGAUAAAGUCUCUCAGAAGAGAAUAAAACCAGACAAGAUAUCACAGAGACUUAAAAAGGAAGAAAAGCAAAAGAGGCGAGAGAAGAGAAGAGAGGAGAGACUGAGAGUAAAGAAGGAAGCUCUGAAAGCCAAGGGCCGGAAAACGGACUAUGCAAAGUUUUUGAAGCGAAAGAAGCUUCUGAUUGGAGGAACCUUUCAGGCAAAAAGGAAGUUCCAAGACGUGCAGAAAAUGAGGAAGAAAAAGUUGAAAGAAGAGCAUCUUAAGAGACAGAAAAAAGAGAAAGUUGUCUCAUCAGAUGAAGAUAUUGAUUCAGAUGGCAACAAUGUUGAACCAAGUAGUUUAGAGCAGAACACUCCCCCUUUGUCUCCACAAUCUAGGAGAAUGAACAAUGCAAUCACUGCUAAGAAAAAGGCAAAGCAAGCAGUCACUCCCUCUCCCCCAACAAAGAACACACCGCCGGAGACGCCCAAAUAUCCUGAAGGUAGUACGCUGAAGCACAUGUUAAUGCAGUCGCAAAGUCUUGGAAUGGCCGAUAGCUUAUCUCUGCUGCCGUCUCCUGCUAAAUUCGCUUCUGCGUCUGCUUCCUCUGCUUCUUCUGCCAAGAAAUCUGGUACAGAAGACUGCUUAUUGAGGAUUAACUUACUCAGUGGUCAUCUAGUGGUCAACCAACAUUUUAUAGGUUUGUGCCCAGCCUUCUGUAUUCCAGUAAAAUAA